Molecule: messenger RNA, 423 nt
Organism: Cannabis sativa
Lineage: Eukaryota; Viridiplantae; Streptophyta; Magnoliopsida; Rosales; Cannabaceae
Exons: 1
Coding region: 1-423 (140 amino acids)
Source: RefSeq, a predicted model, not a curated record
AUGAGGAACAAUGGAGACAACUUCAUCAUUCUUCUUAUAUAUGUUGAUGAUGUUAUCUUGGAUGGUAAUAAUCUGGUUGAGAUGGAGACUCUUAAAGUUCAAUUGAAUAAUAAAUUUCAGCUUAAAGAUCUUGGAAAUCUCAAGUAUUUCCUUAGGUUAGAAGUUGCUAGAUCUCCUAAGGGAAUCAUUAUAUCACAAAGGCAUUAUGCCUUGCAAAUGUUAGAGGAUCUUGGCCAUUUGGGGUGUAAGCUAGUGAGUACUCCUAUGGAAGCCAACCUGAAACUAUGUCAAGAUGAAGAAGACAUAAUGGCUAAUCCUAAACCUUAUAGAAGGAAUAUUGGAAAGCUGCAAUAUUUGACCAUUACAAGACCGGAUAUAUCCUUCUCGAUCAACAAAUUAAGCCAAUCCCUGGUUACUCCCUAA